AUGUAUACGACACCAUCCAAUAUGUCAACUCCACCAAGGCUCAGGCCUCUCUCAAUUCCGACAACUCCGACAAAAAAGGUAAAAGCGACCAGUUUAAAGGGUAAGCAAGCCGAAUUCACACCAUCGAAGGCUCCUAGAAAAUUUCAUUUCAUGAGAAAGGAGGAACCGUUUCGAGGAAUCGGGAUAUCUGAAUUAUUGCCAAGUCUAGCUAACAUUAUCCUAAAUCAGUCCAUAAAAAAUGAAAAGGCUCCAGAGCUGGAUGAGAUAGAAUCCCCUUACGCAUUUGAAAGUGACAAUACAUUGAGUUCAGAUAUUGCUUCGUUUAACUUAUCAAGUGAUUCUUCGUCAAUUCCUUCUUCAUCUCCAGAAUUUGAAGAAUUCUCGUUUGCUGAACCAUGGGUUGCGCCAUCGAUGUCAAAAAUAAAUGACAUGGCACUGAAUUUGAGUCGAAUAUAUCACUCCUCAUUCCUACCUUCUAUUGAAAAUUCAGGAUCUAAAACUGCUGUACCUUACUUGAAACAUAGACCAUGCCAUCGUAUUAAGAAACCUGGUAGACCUAUAUUAAGAUUGCACUCAGGUUCGCUCAAUCUUUUAGUGAGUUCUUCGAGUGGUUCUUUAGAAGAUGCCACAAUUUUUGCUACUGAAAUUAAUGCUUCAUUAGCAAGUCCAGAAGGUGAAAAGAUACCUUGUAUAAAAAAUUCAUUCGAAAAGGUUACGAUUCCGGUCAAUAGCUCAGUUAAGGAGCGACAGAAAAAGAAUAGGAAAAAAUUAUUGGGAGAAUGCUACGAAUCAGAGUCAGAGUCAGAAUGUACAAAUCAAUCUGAUACUUCUGAUGCGGCCUUCAUAAAGGGAUUUGAAAUAAAAUUAGAUGAGGAUAGGGAGAAAGAUUUUGAAAAAAGGGUUAAUGAAAUCAAAAGUGUUCAAUGGGCUAAAAGUUUGAUGUUAUAA
This is a messenger RNA of Zygotorulaspora mrakii, 948 nucleotides long. It is a transcript of the gene SFG1, whose product is annotated as Sfg1p. The transcript has a single exon. The coding region runs from base 1 to 948 and encodes 315 amino acids. The record is from RefSeq and is a predicted model, not a curated record. Lineage: Eukaryota; Fungi; Ascomycota; Saccharomycetes; Saccharomycetales; Saccharomycetaceae.